UGCAAGAAGUGCGUGAGUCUGUCUGAGCAUGUGCUGCUGCUGCUGCCGCUGCUGCUGCAGUGAAGUAAAAUGUGUCAAUUUCCACCGGACAGCAGAGACACCGUGGAGGAAGGAGAAGCCGGGGACAAGAGCCGAGCUGCAGACUGACACCGCGACAUCCUGGACAACCUCCCCGGGUGAUGUGUUUGAUCCGCUGGCCUGUGUGCUGAGGGAGACGCCGCAAUCUGAAGACCUGCAACUCAUCAUCACAAAUAGAACAUUUGUGUGAUAACAAGAGAAAGGAUGGUGACCAUGGAAACCCCAGAGGCUCCUGUACCUCUCACGGCGCUGUCACGCUGGUAUCUCUACGCCAUCCAUGGCUACUUCUGCGAGGUCAUGUUCACAGCCGCCUGGGAGUUUGUGGUGAACUGCAACUGGAAAUUCCCGGGGGUGACCAGCGUGUGGGCGCUCUUCAUCUACGGCACCUGCAUCCUGAUCGUGGAGCGGAUGUACCUGAAGCUGCGCGGCCGCUGCCCCGUGCUGCUGCGCUGCAUCAUCUACACUUUAUGGACGUACCUGUGGGAGUUCGGCACGGGGCUGCUGCUGCGCCAGUUCAACGCCUGCCCCUGGGACUACUCUGAGUUCCGCUACAACUUCAUGGGACUGAUCACGGCCGAGUAUGCCGUGCCCUGGUUCUGCGCCUCCUUCAUCGUGGAGCGCUUGGUCAUCCGCAAAACGCUGCGGCUGCGCUUCCACGAGGGGCCGGAGGACGGUUGGUCAAACCAUCGGUUAGAUGGCGGGGGCGGAAGAGGGACAGGAGGACCUGUGGGUGGUGGGAGGAGGAGAGAAAGAAGCAGAGGGAUGAGAAAUGAUGCUAACGGCUACCUUAAAGGAGAAUGAAGGAAGGAAGAACACAAUCUGAAACCAGCCCAAUCGCCCUGCUACACCUCCUCUACCCUCCUCAGUCACUUUUCAUAAGCAGUCCUCCCCCAUUAACUGUUCAGGGGGGAGACAAACUGACAGCCAUGUACACUGGGCUGGUGUGCAGAGGUGUACAGAGUAUCAGAACAGCCAGAAAACAAAAUCUAACUGAGGCUUCAAACGCCUAAAAUCACUCACUGUGCUCUCUACUGACAACAGAGGCACAAUAACUCCAUGCUGCUGUGUUUGCUGCAUCUCAUAACACACCCACCCAUCUCCAUGUGGGGUUGACCUUAAGGAGACCAAGGUCUUGAAUGGCCAGGAUGACACCUUCAGUAUCUCCUGUCCCACAGACUGCACAGACCUCGGGAUGAUUAAAAAAAAAACUACUGUUGCAAAGAUUAGUGUUAUCGUCCCGCGAAGGAACAAAUUCAAAAACAAUAUUUCUGUUUUUCAAGGGCACAUCAGUCUAUCUGAAAGCAGAAGGCUUGCUGCAUACAAAUCCUAAUAACAAGUAGCUACAGCUGUUCUUUUUAAAAUGUACAUACUGUCCUUUAGUAUUAUUCAAAGUACUGUAGUAAUGUAGCUACAAAAAGCUCUUUAAGAACAUACCGUCCACCCUGAGGCUCUGUGUGUCCGCUUACAUCAUGAAGAAUGUUUUUAGUGAAUACCCACAAUGCCUGGAAAAAAAUGCAUGAAAAAGUUGUCUUCCAAUAUAAUAUACAUUUUUACAAAGUUCAUUUAGCAGUCAUUCUGUCCGUCAGUCUGCUGCUUGUGUGUGUGGGGAACGAGAGUAGCUCAGGCAGUGGAGCCGCUCGACCAGUUAUCACGGUCGAUUGGCGGUCGUCUCCUCCUGACAGCAUGUUGAAGUGUCCUUGAGCAAGACACCGAACCCCAAACUGCUCCUGGCGAGCAGGUACACGGCCUUGCAUGGCAGCUUCCCCACCAUCCGUGUAUGAAUGGUCGUGUGUGUCGGCUAAUGUGAGGGAUUUUAAGGCGCUAAAUAGAUGCAGUCCAUUUGCUAUAAUAGCAGGGGCGCUUUUCUGUUAAUGACAAUGAUUAUGAGUCAUGAGCAGCAUAAAGCACCAAAUCUCUGGCUAAUUUUUUUCAGUUUUUCAGAAAAGCUUUUCAUGUUUGCAUGUCCAUUGUGUGCGCUUUAAUGUCAUCUCGAUUCUGCUGCUGUCACAAAGGCCUCAUUUCUUAAUUUUCAUUCACUGAAAAUCAAUCAGUCAAUUCAUACAAUUUUCUUGUGAGAAGUUUUUUUUCGUCACGCCAGCUGCCACACGAUCAAAGAAGUUUGUCCAUUGAUAAAGUAGCAAUAGUCAAAUUUGAGUGACACAGAAUGACAAGUGGUUCAGGUGUAACGUCAGGUUUUCAGAUUUGAGGAUGACCUGUAAAGAACAAACGGUACAUUCACAGGUUUUGCCCAUUGGAGCGUUUGUUCAAAGUGUUGUGGCUCGUCACGUUUUCAUGACCUCUUUCCUUAUUUGUGUUACAGUUUGACAAGUGUGUGAAGUGAAGAGCAGGAAAUAUGCAGCAGAUAUAAUGAAAUGAUUAAUUAAAGGAAACCCUCACAUUUGCUGCUCAUCUCUUUCCAGCAUUAACGAUCUGUGAGUCACAAUUGAUUUGGUUUCCUUGGUGAAUAAUGACCUCUGUGGCGUUGCACAAGACUUAGAACAGUUCAGGUAGCAUUAGAUUAACUGUCACUGGAUUCUGAAUGGUCUUAACUUCACAGCUACAUGGCAACAUCCAGACAUCUGGUACUCCGAGCAGGUGAAAACAUGCUUUUUGCGAAUAAUCCUCUGGUGUUGUUACUCUUACUGUUGAUCCUGACACUUCCUGUGCUCUGUGAGUGAAAAGAUCAAGGACUGUGCGCUCACCUUAAUGCACACGGGAGCUGACGGUAACGUUUUUAGCUUGAGUCGGUGGAUCUGGUGCUACUGCGUGAAACAGUUGUGACACUUCAAGGUGCCAGGGGACUCACAAUAUACAUGAAAUGGAAACAUGGUUGCUGAUUCCUCAGGAGGACCAUUCAUGUUAUUGACUCUAUCACAACAUUUUGUGCUGACAAUAGCUGAACUUCCACAUUUUGACCAAAAAAAAAUGCAAAAAACAAAUCCAUGUUUCCACGACACUACUGGACUAUGUAGAGGUGUGACCUUCAUCAUUGUGGCUGCAAUGGCAUGCAGUGUUUCCCCCUCACUGUCUCCCCUGUGAGUCCAUAGGGUGGAUGGCAGGAAGCUGUGCCACAUGAGGUACACUGCUGCCACCCGGUGGAUGAAUUGAAAACUGCAGCUGGAAAAUGUUUUUUAAAGCUUGGACAAGAACAUGAAGGUCACAAAUCUGUAUUAGGAUCAAAAACAAAAUGAUGUUUUUUUGUUUUUAUUAUUAUUAUUAUUAUUAUUAUUAUUUUAUGUCAUUCAUGAAUCAACAGGCUUAAAAGCAAUAGAGGCUUCUGACCCAGCAAUGAUUACCCAGCUCAAGGCCGUUAACUUUUUCUCUUUAAAAAAUUUACUAAACUACAUUAUGAGAACUGGUAUGCAGCUAAUGUCUUUAUCCAAUUCUACUGCUUCGACGAGACAAAUCACACAACAACAUGCAAAAUGAAGUGUAUUUGUUCUCUGCAAUAUGUGAAUGAAGGAGUAUUAGGUGAGUGUGUAUAGUGUGUGUUACAGAGGCUAAAUCUCUGUAUGUGUAUGUGCAUGUACAGUAUGUUAAAACUGAACUGACUUUCUGGUAUUUUUAUCUCGAGGUUGCAUGUGUCCAAAAGUUUUCAAUCUCUCCUCCAAACAGAUUUUAUCCAAGUGAUUAUUAGCCCCAUGUGCUGUAUAUUAUUUUUUCAUUGAAAUGUGCAGGUUUUUAGUGAAAUGACUGUACUGUAUAUCACUCACUUUGAUUAUGUUACAUGUAUGAUUUAUCAAACUUUGGGAUUAAAUGUAUUUAUUUGAUCAUAAAACCUGUUUGAUUUGGAAAACAUUUCUCUUCUGACUGCUAACAAAAGAUUUUUCAAUGACCCUUAAAUUCAUAGGUUGAUAAAAUAUUCCUGCAUUUGCAUUGUCAUUGAAUUUGGUACAGACACAAUGAAUCCUACUGCCUUUUGUGGUUCCCUAAAUUUUCCUCUAGCCCAGUGGUUCCCAACUGGUUCAGCCACAAGGUCCAGAUUUCUCCUUAGUCAUUAGUUCAA
Epinephelus lanceolatus (giant grouper) is the source of this 4084-nucleotide messenger RNA. RefSeq names its product transmembrane protein 229B (gene tmem229b). Lineage: Eukaryota; Metazoa; Chordata; Actinopteri; Perciformes; Serranidae. The record is from RefSeq and is a predicted model, not a curated record.